Molecule: messenger RNA, 4010 nt
Organism: Salvelinus fontinalis (brook trout)
Lineage: Eukaryota; Metazoa; Chordata; Actinopteri; Salmoniformes; Salmonidae
Product: EGF-like repeat and discoidin I-like domain-containing protein 3
Exons: 10
Coding region: 461-1768 (435 amino acids)
Molecular function (GO): calcium ion binding
Source: RefSeq, a predicted model, not a curated record
CUCUAUCAGUGAGACAGCGCCCCAGUCAGAUUGCUGUGACCGACCGUGUACUGCGCGCUCCUCAUCCGCCAGUGUUUUCACACAUACGCACACACACCGUCUCUGACACUCACGCGCACUCAGAGUGAAACCGUCUACCGGGACCUGUACGCACGCAUAAUCUCUCUUGGCUAUCGCAUCACAUCGCGCAUCACUGCGGAGAGGGUAAGGCAGGUAGCGGACCCUUGGCACUGCCACUUGUUUCAACACUCAGCAUUCCAGGUAGACUAGUGCGGUACUGUCCGUGACUCUCUUCGGAAAAUAAGAGGACUUACCACCGCCAGUCGAAGAGGAGGUACUAGGCUACUACCGUCACAGACUAGCCCCGCGGCUCGGUGAGAGGAAGAACUUUUGUUGUUUUGAUUCGUGAUUUUCUCACAUUCCUUAAACCUUGGAAGUGAAACCUGCUAUUUGAGAGAGGAUGGGACCGUUACUCGUAUUCAUCGUCCUCUGCUUGAGCGCCGCUGUCCCGCAUCUUGUGAAAGUAGAUGGUGUGGAGCUGACUUCAGCAGGACCGUGCCACCCGAACCCAUGCCACAACAGAGGAAUAUGUGAAAUCAGUGAAACCUACAGAGGCGACACGUUCAUAGGCUAUGUCUGCAAGUGUCCAACCGGCUUCAACGGAAUCCACUGCCAACACAAUGUUAACGAAUGCGAGAGAGACCCGUGUAAAAAUGGGGGCAUCUGCACAGAUCUGGUUGCCAACUACUCAUGUGAAUGCCCUGGGGAGUACAUGGGAAGGAACUGCCAAUACAAAUGCUCUGGACCACUUGGCAUGGAGGGGGGCAUCAUCUCCAACCAGCAGAUAACAGCCUCAUCCACACAUCGUGCUCUGUUCGGCCUGCAGAAGUGGUACCCCUACUUUGCCCGGCUCAACAAGAAGGGCCUGGUCAACGCAUGGACGGCUGCCGAGAACGACAGAUGGCCCUGGAUCCAGAUAAACCUACAGAGGAGGAUGCGGGUCACGGGCCUAAUUACCCAGGGUGCAAAGCGCAUCGGCAGCCCAGAGUACGUCAAGUCUUACAAAGUGGCCUCUAGUGAUGAUGGCAAGACCUGGAGGACAAACAAAGUCAAGGGCACAGACGAGGACAUGAUAUUCCGUGGAAAUGUGGAAAACAACGCUCCUUCUGCCAACUCCUUCACCCCUCCCAUUGAGGCGCAGUACGUGCGCAUCUACCCCCAGGUCUGUAGGAGACACUGCACCCUGCGCAUGGAGCUGCUUGGCUGUGAACUCACAGGCUGCUCUGAGCCCAUGGGGAUGAAGUCAGGCCACAUCCAGGACUACCAGAUCACAGCGUCCAGCCUCUUCAGAACACUCAACAUGGACAUGUUCACCUGGGAACCCAGCAAGGCCCGUCUGGACAAACAGGGAAAGGUCAAUGCCUGGACUUCUGGACGCAGUGACCAGUCCCAGUGGCUUCAGGUUGACAUGCUCCUGCCUACUAAAAUCACCGGCAUCAUCACCCAGGGGGCCAAGGACUUUGGCCAUGUCCAGUUCGUGGGCUCCUACAAGGUGGCCUACAGCAACGAUGGAGAGAGGUGGCUCCUAUAUCAAGAUGAAAAACAGAAGAAGGACAAGGUGUUCCAAGGAAACUUUGACAAUGACACGCACAGAAAGAACGUGAUUGCUCCGCCCAUCUACGCCCGAUUUGUCCGGAUCCUUCCAUGGUCGUGGUACAGCAGGAUCACUUUGCGUGCAGAGUUACUGGGAUGCACAGAGGAAGAGUGACCAACCCCUCCCCCUCCCCCUCCUCCCUCCCCCCUUUAAUAAUGGAUCAUCUAGCCCAGAUCCAGUGUUUCAAUAUAAACUGUGCAACCUGUAAAAAGAAAUCAAUUUCAAAUGGAUUUUUCAAGAAUACGUGUUUGGUUGUGUUGGGUUGCUGUUUGUUUUUUGUACAAUGAUUUAAACUUGUCCUUGUCCUCAUUUUUUUCUUUUUGUGGGUAAUGUCUUUUUUUUCUCCAGAUUUCCAUCGUGUUUCGAAUGAACUUGUGUAACAUAUUUGACUGGCAGGGGUGGGGGAGUGGGGAGGGGAAUCACACUGAUUUAAACCUAUUGCCAUGGAAGCUACUGUACAGUGUCACUUUUUAACAAAGACGACAUGAAACCUAUCUACCAUGCUUCAUUGGACAUUAUUAACCCCACUUCAACUCAUAGCGGAACUAUCCAAGAAAUCCUUCAACGAUGACAACUAAAAUACUACAGUGACAGAUAUAUUUUACACCUCUUCAAGCCAGGCUUUUACCAUUGCUGACACUGACAUUGUAACGCAAGUCAAAAACAACAACAAUGCCAAUGUAUUUUAUGUAAAACACUUAAUAAUUGCAUGGUGCAUAAAUUAUUAUAUUAAAUGUAUAUUAUGACAAAUCAUUUAUAACUCCUUCCCUAAGAGCAAUCGCUUUGUUUUAGGGAUCUAUUUUUACGUGCAUUUUAAAUAGUUCUGAUACACACCGCAAAAGCUUAAAGAGUGACUGAUCUGCUCGACGAAUAACAAGCAGAAUAGACACUGACCUUGAUGGGCUAGCUGAGUGAAGAGUCCAAAUGCUCUCAGCUUUUUAUUGCUUCUUUAAUUUAUUUCAAUGUAAUUUGCAUUUCAAGAUAUUUACCUGGAAUUACGUCACAUUUGUAGAAUUGUAUACUUUGUUUACUUUUGUUUUUGUCUGCUUUUGUAUCCUGCCCAAUUCUGCCUUUACAAUAUCCUUUUGAAUCAAUUUGAAAAGCUCAGGAUAGAAAUCAUCCAUCCAUACCCACAAUUUUAUCAUUUCUAAGAGUAAGCCCUCCUUUUAAUAUAAUAUUUUAAAAAAUGUUUACAUUUACAGACAUUACCAUGGCAAUUAAAUUAAUAAAAUGACAAACUUACUUCACAGAAAUAUUUUAUUUAUUUAUUAUAUUUUCUUUUUUAUAUCAAAAUACAUAGUGACAGCAUAACACAAACAGCUUUCUAUUCAUGCAUUUUCAACAAAAAAACACAGUAAGAACUUUGAAUAUAUAUAUCUGUCUUUGUUUGAUAUGUACAAUGAACAUUAUCAAUUGUUGUUUGAGUAUGUCACUGUAUUUCAGUGUUGCAUUUUAAAGUAUCAUUACGUGCAUCAUAAAAAAAAAUAUUUGAAUGACACCAGAAAUACCAGAAUAGUCAAGGACUUAUGCCCAUUUUUUGCAAUAUGAUUGGGGGAAAAAGCCACUUGACUUUUACCCUUGUUUGUGCAAUUUCCAAUCGGAAUGUCCCUGGAGUGACCUUUAUGAUAUUGGGACAUUACGUCCCAAAAAUAAAGUUGCCCGAUGUAUUUCAUUCAUAAUUCUGAAUCCCAUAUACGCUGAUAGAGCGAUUUUGUUUGAACAACAUUGGAUGUGAAGUUGCUAUUGGUGUAAAACAGUGUAACAUUUGUUAGAUCCAUGGACACAGCAUAAGCGUCAUGCCAUGCAACUAACUCACUUUUUAUAAUGGAUGUAUUUGGCUAGGCAUAAUGUUUUUUAUUUAAUUUUUUGAUAUCUUGGCUUUUGAUUGAGCUAUUUACUAGUAUUUCUUGUCCAGCUGUUCCUGUCUCCAUAAGGUUGUCUGCUUGAUUGAUCAUUCUAGAUGGCUGCCUGUGUGCACUUUUCACAACGGGAUUUUACUGACCAAUGGAUAUGGCAGCAUGACGUAUUAGGAGGGAUACAGUAUCAAAUAUGUCCAUGUCCACAGGCACAUUUUGUUAUAACAUUAUGUUACAGGUCCUUUAAUUUGCACUCACCAUUGCUGCAUUGUAAAACCUUGGCUAACUGGUGAAGGGGAACCAGGACGUCCAUAUUGUGUUUCUGUGUCUACUCAGUCUGAGUAUCAAGCGCUAUCUAGCAAAGUGUACCAAUUAUAUGCUGAUUAGUCCAAGCUUGCGAAGGAGAGUCAGAAACUAAUACUGUGUACAGCUGAAAAAAUAUGUGGCUUCAAACAUGAGCUCUUUCAGUUUGACCAAUAAAAAUAUGUCUGUGAAUCGAA